AUGAACUUGGAAUCAUUAAUACAAUUGAGCGCAAAUAUUCAUCCCAGCGUGAAUAAUAAUAAUAUUGAUGCCGGAAACAUCAGCAAUGUUAGUCCUAUCUCAACCCCUACUUCAACACCAAUCCACACUCCACCACAACAAAGUUUUAUGGUUAAUAGCACUAACAACAACAACAAUUAUGCCAUCUUCAGCAACGAUAUCGUUGUUUGUAAUGACAACAAUGGCAAUAGCGGUGAUUGCAAUAACCGCUUCGAGCCACUUUAUAAUUGGUCUCCGGAUUCGAUCAAUUCAUCCGAAUUUACAUGCGACG
This is a messenger RNA of Entrophospora sp. SA101, 310 nucleotides long. NCBI's taxonomy places the organism in Eukaryota, Fungi, Glomeromycota, Glomeromycetes, Entrophosporales, Entrophosporaceae. The record is from the annotation of a GenBank genome assembly.